This is a messenger RNA of Rattus rattus (black rat), 1133 nucleotides long. Its product is annotated as L-lactate dehydrogenase C chain. The transcript is spliced from 7 exons. Gene Ontology annotation, molecular function: L-lactate dehydrogenase (NAD+) activity. The coding region runs from base 4 to 1002 and encodes 332 amino acids. The record is from RefSeq and is a predicted model, not a curated record. Lineage: Eukaryota; Metazoa; Chordata; Mammalia; Rodentia; Muridae. Gene Ontology annotation, biological process: carboxylic acid metabolic process. Gene Ontology annotation, cellular component: cytoplasm.
AACAUGUCCACUGUCAAGGAGCAGCUAAUUCAGAACCUAGCUCCAGAUGAAAAACAAUCCCGGUGUAAGAUCACUGUGGUCGGAGUUGGAAAUGUGGGCAUGGCGUGUGCCAUUAGUAUUUUACUGAAGGGUCUGGCUGAUGAACUUGCCCUUGUUGAUGCUGAUGAGAACAAACUGAAGGGAGAGGCACUGGAUCUUCUGCAUGGCAGCCUUUUCCUCAGCACUCCAAAAAUCGUCUUUGGAAAAGAUUACAGUGUAUCUGCCAACUCCAAACUGGUUAUUAUCACUGCUGGUGCAAGAAUGGUGAGUGGAGAAUCUCGUCUUGCCCUGCUCCAACGUAAUGUCACUAUCAUGAAAGCCAUCGUUCCCGGCGUAAUCCGAAACAGUCCGGACUGUAAAAUAAUGGUUGUCACAAACCCAGUGGAUAUUUUGACAUACGUGGUUUGGAAGAUAAGUGGCUUCCCUGUAAGCAGUGUGAUUGGAAGUGGCUGUAACCUAGACUCUGCUCGUUUCCGUUACCUGAUUGGAGAGAAGCUGGGUGUCAACCCUUCGAGCUGCCAUGGCUGGGUUCUUGGAGAACAUGGGGACUCCAGUGUGCCCAUAUGGAGUGGUGUGAACAUUGCUGGCGUAACUCUGAAGUCACUGAACCCAGCAAUAGGAUCCGACUCCGAUAAGGAACAGUGGAAAAACGUUCACAAGCAGGUGGUGGAUGGUGGCUAUGAGGUCCUUAACCUGAAGGGCUAUACCUCUUGGGCCAUUGCACUGUCUGUGACUGAUAUCGCUGCAUCAAUCUUGAAGAAUCUUAAGAGGGUGCAUGCUGUUUCUACGCUGGUUAAGGGCUUAUAUGGGAUAAAGGAAGAAAUCUUCCUCAGUAUCCCGUGUGUCUUGGGACAAAGUGGCAUCACAGACCUUGUGAAAGUCAACAUGAACACCGAGGAGGAAGCUCUUUUUAAGAAGAGUUGCGACAUACUCUGGGACAUCCAGAAAGAUCUGAAAAUAUAAAGUCUGCACCUUCGACUGUUUGAUAACCACCAUCAUUCAUAAAUUCAAUAAAAGUUUGGAAACCUAAAACACCAGUCUCAAGGUUAGAAAGAUUAAUGCCAAAGGCAUCUCUCCCCUCCCCUCCUUUUUUU